UGGAGUGUCAAAAGUAACAAACAGGGCUGUUUCUGGUUGGGGGAAGGGAAAUUAGCCAAAGCUAAACACACUUGGCAAACAAUUUAACAGUGCGAGCAAUAAAGGAGUAAAACUACUGAGAUACCUGUGGUGUAAACGUCCAGUAAAUCCGUAGGGAUAUGGCUCAGGAGACCAACCAGACCCAAGUGCCUUUACUCUGUGCCAAUGGUUGUGGGUUCUACGGGAACCCCCGGAAAAACGGCAUGUGCUCGGUGUGCUUUAAAGACUCCUUACAGCGGCAAAAUGACAGCGGAAGAUCCAGCGACCCAGUGUCAUCCAGCGUAAGCAGUAUAGGAGAUUCUGUGUCUGUCCAGUUGACGUCACAACAUGAGCGGAACAGUAUUCUCUCCAAGCAGAAUUUCUCAACGCCCACGGCAGCUACAAAAACAGACGAGGCAACAACAGUUUCUCAAGUGGCUUUGACAACACAAGAAGUACAACAUGAUGGCGUGUCGAGCACCAAAUUAGCAAGAAACAUUCAGGAGAAAGCCACCACAGACAAGCUGGUUACAGCAGGUAGCUCAGUGGAGGACAGCACGUUGAGAAGAAAGAGGAAGUUGGAUGAAACUUAUCAGCCAGUUGAAACGGAGUCUGCCUCAGCAGCAGACGUCUCAGAUCAGACCUCAGAUGUACCAGAACAUUCCAAACCCAAGAAAAACCGCUGUUUCACCUGCCGCAAGAAAUUGGGGCUCACUGGCUUUGGAUGUCGAUGCGGACACUUAUUUUGCAGCGUUCACCGAUACACCGACAUUCACAGUUGUAGCUUUGACUAUAAGGCUGAUGCUGCUGAGAAAAUAAGAAAAGAAAACCCCCUGGUCGUUGGGGUGAAAAUCCAAAAAAUUUAAGCUGCUUCCCCAACACCUUAAAAGUUGUGCAUGGCACAAUGAAACACAUCUACAUAUUUUUUCCCUGUGUCCUUUUACCUCUUAAAUUUCUUUAAUUACAAAUACUUUGGUUUAUAACCCACUAAAUAUUUAUAUAAUUACAGUAAUAAUUUAAUUUACUUUAUGUUCUGAAACAUUUGUGUGGCUGUGCAUUUCUGGUGUCUGAACAAAGCUUGCAUGUUUAAACCAUUGCCAGAAUAUGUCUUUUUGUUUUGUUUUAUUUUAGUUUCUUCAAAUAAGGAUCAUAACAAUUUACGUAAUGUUAUAAAAGAUAAGGUUUUCAACAAUUACUGUAUUUGCCCUUUCAAGUACAAGUGAUUACAACUAUACAAGUGGUUGUGUGUGUGCAGGUAUAUGCACCAUCGCUGGAUUAACACGUUUUGCACUUCAUUAUGGACUGUGUUUACUUUUUUUAGGGUACAGUUACUAGUUUGAGUGAAAGUUGUGUGUGACAGAAAUGAGAGUGCUUUAUUUAUGUUUGUGCAUGCACUAUGUUCAUGUUCAAUAAAGUUUUACACAUCACACAUGUAACCCUGUUUAGUUUGUUCAACAUUUCUUUAUUUUUAAUAGACAUUUUAUUUGUUGAUUAUCAGUAAUACAAGUUUUGGCCGUUAUUUUAAUUCAAGCUAAACUAUAUGUUGACAUUAUCUUGGCUAGAUGGGAAAAUAUUUUGCUUACCAAGUAUGCUAACUAAACAGAUGCAACAUUUGUCAAGUAAUUGAAUGGUGGGU
Molecule: messenger RNA, 1654 nt
Organism: Paramisgurnus dabryanus
Lineage: Eukaryota; Metazoa; Chordata; Actinopteri; Cypriniformes; Cobitidae
Gene: zfand6
Product: zinc finger, AN1-type domain 6
Molecular function (GO): zinc ion binding; DNA binding
Source: RefSeq, a predicted model, not a curated record